This is a messenger RNA of Drosophila willistoni, 1697 nucleotides long. Its product is annotated as 27 kDa glycoprotein. Bases 230 to 1165 code for a protein of 311 amino acids. The record is from RefSeq and is a predicted model, not a curated record. NCBI's taxonomy places the organism in Eukaryota, Metazoa, Arthropoda, Insecta, Diptera, Drosophilidae. The transcript has 2 exons.
CUCGUUCGAUAACAUAUACAAUGACUUUUUAGUUAUUUAUUCUUAAAAGACAAGAAAAUUGCUAAUUUAUUCGGAGCUUCCAUCUCAUCUUUAUAGCGUUGCAUCAAUAAUGGUGGAAGUGUCGGCUAGAGCGUAAUAUUUUAAGCCAAUAAUUUAUACAAAAAACUUAUAUAUUUAUACGAAAGCCUUAUUUACACUUAGCCACAAAAACAAAACAAAACAAGACGUUAUGGCCAAAAUGAACAUAGCAACUUCUUGGACAAUCGUCAGCUGCAUAUCGAUGCUUUUAUGCUUUAAUAAUAUGGGAAUCUUCGCACAGGAAUUCAGUCUGGACAAGCUGGACUUGCCACACCAACUGCCUGUGCCUGUUCCUGAAGAAUUGCUAAAGACCAACUUUAGUCUGAACGAUGUCAAGGAUUUGUUUCGCAAUAAAUGCAUAGAGGUCUCGGGCGAGAAGGUUGGAGCUGAGGCAUAUACCGAGAUCGAAGCCGCAUUUGCUGUGCUGAGUGAAUGUAUUAACAAUAUCAUCAACUACAACACCAUGCAACAGGAAAUUGAGGAGGCCAGUCCGAAUGGUGAGCUGGAUAUGGUCUUCAACAAGUAUUGCAAUAGGCGAUCAAAUGCCAUUGAGUGCUUCGAAACGUUUACCACCAAGCUAAUCCCUUGCCUUGACAAAGAGGAGCAAGAGAGCCAGGAUGUCAUCAAACGUAUCGUUCGAAGCCUUUUGAAUUUUGUGUGCCAUAAGGAUGGUGACCAUAUUGCUUUAUUUAUUGCCGAAAAGGGUCCCGAAUGCUUCGAAUCGAAGAAGGAUAAUAUUCAGCAGUGCAUAAAUGAUACGUUUUCAUCAUAUAUGGAUACGGCGAACUUGCACGAUAAUAAAAUAAAAUCAAUACCCAAGUUGGUUGUGGGACAAAAGCAAUGCGACGAUAUUCACAACCUUGAGUCAUGCAUAGUACGACAUCUGGAGGGUUGUUCCGAUAUAACACCAGCUAAUCUUGUGGAAUCAAUGUUCAAUUUCAUACGAAAUGAAACUCUGUGCCGUAAUUUUGAGAAAUCUCCUCUAACUGCUGCUCCUGGUAGCAGCGCCACUCGAAUUAAUAUAUUGCAAGAAUGGGCAAUGUAUUUGAUAAUGAUAUUAUUUUUCUUUAAAUAUUUAUUACAUUAAGCUUAUACGUAGAUUGUGUGUGUGUGUGUUGGUCACGCUCGAAGAAUGAGAACAAGUAUUCCAAAUCUCACGAUAUUAUGAUGAAAAGUGAUGUUUCAUAAUUUGCAAAUUUUUAUGAUAAACAAUUUAUUAGGCAGCUACAAGGCUAAUUCAAUCAGAGGUCAAAGAUAAAGAAAGCAGCGAAUUUUUUUCGUCACUAUUUUAUAUGAACUAAAUGUAUUGAGCAAGUGAUCAGUGCUCCCUGAGGCUUCUUAACAAUUUAUUACACUACUUGUCGUAUUAAUGUAUUAAAAGUUAUCCGAUAAUGCAAUCUCUUCCGGUAUAUGGAAACAAAGAAAUCUCACAACAAGGGUUUCGGGUACGUAUGUAUGUGUGUAAAUGGAAUAUGGCUUAUAUAUAUAUAUAUCUAUUUAUACAACAUAAAAGAAAUAUCUUUAUUCUUUUAAUUUUUUUUUGUGUCUUUGGUUCUUUUUGUUUUGUAAAUCAGAAAUGCGUAUCAUAAAUGUGAAAAUAAAGGUAAAAGCAAUACGAA